AUGAGAGUUAUUGCAGUAAUUUUGCUAGCGGCGGCCGCGGCGGCCGAUGAGCUGUGCCCCACAGGCCAGGAGGCGAAUUCGGAGGUCGGUCGUCUGGUUGUGCAUAGCGACUGCGACAAAUUCUACAAGUGCGUUAAUGGCGAGGCCAUAGAGAUGUUCUGCCCCGACGGCCUGCUAUUCAACUCGAUGUUCCGCUUCUGCGAUUGGUCGUCUAACGUGGACUGUGGCGAGAGGAGCAUGCCGGCGGAGAAAGUGGUAACCGCCAACAUAGAAGACAGUCCGGAGCAGCCGAACGAGGAGGAGGUGGUGGAGAAGACCGAAAUCGAGUUCCUGGAGAACGGCUGCCCCGUUGACCCGGUGGUGCACUGGCUUGUGCCCGACGAGCAAAACUGCUCCAGUUUCUACUACUGCGUUUGGGGGGAGAAGGUGCGAAACGAAUGCCCCCACUCCUUGCACUUCAACAGGAACCUACAGGUGUGUGACUGGCCGCAAUACGCCGCCUGCACCGUGAGUGAAGCUGCUGUAGAGAUCACAAGCACGCCAUCUCCCGUUGAGGAGUCG
Molecule: messenger RNA, 561 nt
Organism: Iphiclides podalirius (scarce swallowtail)
Lineage: Eukaryota; Metazoa; Arthropoda; Insecta; Lepidoptera; Papilionidae
Source: the annotation of a GenBank genome assembly